This is a messenger RNA of Megachile rotundata (alfalfa leafcutting bee), 3048 nucleotides long. RefSeq names its product bone morphogenetic protein 2. Lineage: Eukaryota; Metazoa; Arthropoda; Insecta; Hymenoptera; Megachilidae. Gene Ontology annotation, cellular component: extracellular region. Gene Ontology annotation, molecular function: growth factor activity; cytokine activity. The record is from RefSeq and is a predicted model, not a curated record.
GAGGAAUUUAAAGUAUUUUAUGCGUCGCGUAAACAUAAAGUACCCAAGUGUUUCGAUGUUCCUACAUACACCGUGUAUUGGGGAGGAUAAUGGACGAGAAGGAUGAUCGCGAAUGAUCUAGGAUGCUAUAAGCUGACAAAAAUCGAUCUGGUAGAGGAAGAAACGCAUCGUGGAGGCGCAACAAUGUCGAGUCGCGUCGGUGUCCCGUGAGAGAAGCCAAUGUCGCGCGGGGAGCAACGCGGGGGAGGCAACUCCCGGCAUAGCAUAAAGGUGACUCCUCGCAGCCAAGACCUCCCAUAUGCUACUUAGCGUUCCGUUCGGUUCGGCAAACCUCCUGUCCGCCAACAGAGAGAAGGUGUCCGUUCCUUUCUUCGCCGAUAAGAAUCGUUUGUCGCGAACCGUACGUUCGAUCGAUGUUCGACGUUGCUAUCGGUCUAUUCUCAAAACCGAACCCAGGACUGUCUUUGUCGUGUUUCGAGAAAAAUCCGAGCUAAUCGUUCUCCAAAGACGAACACGAUGACACGAAACGUUCCGUUCCUUUUUCUGGCGUUGUUGUUCCUGUCGAACCGUUUCGACGCGCGUGCUCAUCCGAGCGGUUUCCCCGAAAACGACGACGGCGACGACGAAGAAGUCGCCGACUCUUGGUCCCUGGCUGACUUGAACGACGGAAGCGGGCACGACACUCGUCGAGGCGAAGCUCUGGAGAAAUUGCAACAGGUUCUUGGUAUUCGAAGUCACGGCGAGAAAACGGGACGUCGUAAGAUACCUCCUCAAUUCAUGAUGAAUUUGUACAACAACGUGGCGGAUCCUAGCGGUGUUACGCGAGGCAGAAAUCCGUACAAUGCCAAGGUUGUUCGCAGUUUCAUCGAAAGAGAUACAUCAAUGUCAAGAUUUUACUUUUUCAACAUCACGGGGCUGGAAGUGAACGAAUCCGUGUUGGAGGCUGAGCUUCAUCUCUAUCGUAAGAGGACACCCUUGCACCAUGUUCACGCUCAGAAGUCGAUUUUGGAAUCUCCUUACUAUUUGAUAAGAGUGUAUCAAGUUCUGGACGAGAGGAGUUUGGACGUGCCGGAUCUACAUCGGCUGCUAAACGUCAGAUAUGUUGGCGCAUACGCGUCCGGCUGGCAGAUUUUCAACGUGAAGCAAGCGGUUCUCGCUUGGUUAGCCGGCGAGCCGAAUCUCGGUCUUCUAGUAACAGCCUCCACUUUGCUCGACGACCAAGUGAGCGUGGAGUUUUAUCGCCGCAACGAGUAUCACCACGAGUAUCAUCACGAGUACAGCAAGCAGCCAAUCUUAGUGCUAUUCGACGACGAUGGAAAAAAUCAUCGCGGUGAUAAAAAAACAGUUCCCCGUUACUACACGUAUGGUAACAACAACGAAAUCGAGGGAGAAGUGUCCUACAAUGACGAGGAGGAAAAGAUCGAUUUGAAGAAUGACAAAAGUGUAGAGAAACGGAAGGGUCAGCCGGAAGAAGCUCGGUGGGCAAGCGAGGACAACUCUGAAUUCUUUCAGAGACAAAAAAGAACGCAAGGAGAAGAAUCCGACGCUGUAACAGAGAAACAACACGCCGAAGAAAUAUCCAGAAGACGUAGAGGAAUCUCCAUGGGGAAACUGCACGAAGAAACGUUCCAGGAGACGUUAACCUCCAUGGACAUUUAUAAAAGAGCGAUGCAUCGAGAAACACUUCAGGCAUCGACUUCUCGAUCCAGGGAGGAACAGCGUCGAGACAAACGAGCGAUAAAGAGCCACGCGUCUGUUCAACAAAACGUUACCGAAUGUUCGAGGCACGAGCUGUACGUAGAUUUUAAAGAAAUCGGUCUGUCUUCUUCCAUCAUCGCCCCGGUUGGUUAUUCGGCUUAUCACUGCAAAGGCAUCUGCGAGUCGCCACUGAGCCAGGAUCAGCAGCCAACGAAUCAUGCGACCAUUCAAGGAAUCGUUCACAAAAUGGGACUUGUCAAAGGAGUCGAGAGACCUUGUUGCGUACCCACCAAACUUCUGGACACUACUAUUCUCUUCUUCGACGACCAUGAAAAUGUCGUUUUGAAAAAUUACCAAGACAUGAUCGCGGAUCGUUGCGGAUGUCACUAACGGUUUACCCGCUCUAUCCUUCAACGAGUAAUCCAUGUUAUCAAGGUCAUUUUGAAUGUUACACUAAAUUGUAUUAUUUCGGUCGUUCCGGAUGAAUUGCUAGCUAUCGGAAAUCAAUUCAGUUUCUCAGUAACCGAUGAUUAAAGUCUACUAAUUUCGAUACGACACCGUGUACGGUCGAUCUAUGAAAUUAUCACGAGCUUAUUAUACACAACUUUCUUCCGAUCAUUAUCAGGAAAAUUGUAACCUAAUAUUUUUCGAACCGUGCGAAAAGAGUCGGGUCGAAAGAAGUUACUACGUUCUCUGUCAUGGAGGUCAUUGAUUGAUGGUUCAAAGUUACAUAUAUCUGAAAGAGGAAAGCUUAUACCGAUAAUUAAGAUACCAAACUGACAGUUCAACAUUGAAAAUUAACCUACUAUGACAACCAACGUGUUAACAGACUUCCGGUUGUUAAAGUACCUUGUUGUUCAGAGUUCGCGUGACCAGUUCUGUUCUUUUCCGCCAAUGAAGAAAGGAGAGGCACAUUCUUUCUUCUUUUAGCUUAUCUUUCGCUGAAAAUGUAGUAGUCCGAGGAAGUCACAAUACGUAAAACGUAUUGAAGGAAAGGGGGGAUGUGUGGACGCGUGCAACAAAAUGUGUGUGUGUGUGUGUUAAAGAAUGCAUGUAUCACGUAAAAAAAGAAAAAUGAUAAUUUUACGUAUUAGUACGAGAGUCAUUCCUAGAGAUUCAAGUGACGUCCCAACUUUUGUACAUAAGAACAUUCCUGAAACUGGCGUAGGAUCAUACUUUAUCAAUGAUUAUCACGUGUCUAUAUCGUAUCCUGUAUCGUCAUUAAAUUAUUAUAAUCACACAUAGGGAAUUAGUCGAAUUGAACAUUGUAUAUAAUGAUGUAUCUGAAACGUUAGAGUUAUUUAUAUUUUAAUUACGACAAAUAAAACAAGUAUUUAAGCUGAUCCAAUA